This is a messenger RNA of Paramecium sonneborni, 1321 nucleotides long. Lineage: Eukaryota; Ciliophora; Oligohymenophorea; Peniculida; Parameciidae. The record is from the annotation of a GenBank genome assembly.
AUGCUAUUAUUUGUAAUAUUAAUCCAGAUUUCUAAAGAAACAAUUACAUAUGAUUCAUAGGCUUUUACUUAAUUUUCUUAUACAGAAUCAGGAUUUAACUGUGAAAAUGGAUAUACAAAAACGAAUGUAAUUCCUUUUACAAAUACUUUUUAAACUGCUCCCUAGAUAAUCUUUUAUUUUACAACAUUAGAUUAUAAUUUUUCUGGCCAAACUGAGGUGGACAUAGAAUUACUUAGUGUAACUUAGACAGGUAAAUAAUAAUAGUAUUAGACUUUACAUUAAAAAUAAAAUGCCCUUAUAAUAAGGUCAAUUCUUAUCGAAUUUAAUGGUUUGCCAUAGAUGAUCAUCGUUUACAGGUAAUUACAGUGAAUAAAUAAAUUCCUUUUACUUCAAAAUAAUAUCCAAUUCAAAACCCGAAUCUUAAAAAAAGGAGUUAUUUCUUUUUUUUCGUUUUCUUAUAGUGGAGCAUUUAAUAUAGAUCUUUCUGUAAAGUAUUAUUAUAUUGUAGAUAACUGAAAUAACAUCUAAUUAUGUUACAGUUGGUAUGAAUAGUGAUUGUUAAAAUCUAAUUUCCGUGAGUUAUCAAAUAAUAUUAGGAACUGAAGAGUUUCUAACUUUAUUAGAUUAAACUUCAUCUUCAAUUGAUUACAAUAGUUAAUAAUUCGAUAAAUUGGCAAAUAAUUACUUUGUGAUUGCUUAUAUGUAGUUUACAACUUCUCUUUUGAAUAUAAGAUAUCGAAUUACUCUCAGUUCUACUUCAACUUAGAUCAGCUAUGCCACUUAAUCAUGUAAAUACUUAUAAAUUAAUUUAGGGAGUACAAAUACUUAUCCAAUGAAUAAAAUCCAGCCAUAUUUUCUAAAAUAUGGUGAAGGGUCGAUUUUAUUGGCAAUGGAAUGUUUCACCGCAAGAAUAAGCAAAUUGUUUGAUAUGACAGCAGAUUAAAAACCAGCUUUUUAAAUGAAAAUUUUAGAAAUCAAUAAACUUUAUAAUUCAAUUGGAUCAGAAACUGUUGUUUUUGGAGGAUUAAUUUAAAUAAUAAAUAUUCAAAUUUAUUAUAAAUGUCCAUCAAAUAAUAAAAAGGUUCAUAGUGAGAUAAAUAAAUGUAAUACUUGUAGUGGAAGUAAUAAGAUUUAUAACUUAAAUCAUUUUUGUCAUGGAUCAAUCAAUUCAAUAAAUAUUUAUGCUAAAUAUUAAGCUUAAGCAAAUAACAAAGAAUUACAAAUAACCUUAACCAGCAAUAGUAUAUCUAUUGUUUAAACAUUAAGAAAUUAGAUUGUGACAGUGUAGAAUAUAUUAAAAGUAGAAUUUUUAGAUAUUUGA